AUCAACCUUGCGCUUUCGGUUUUACCGUCAACGCGCGUUGUUAGGAUGGUUCGUCUGUUAUGCCCGGGUAAGGUUAUGCACGAAUACUAGAGUCAUCUGCGAUGCCUCAUCAAAAUGAAAUAAAACCGACAAUCUAUCGCGGUCAACUUCCGACCUCUGCAACUUGUCCUGGUUCGCUAUAUACAUGUGAUUUUCAUGAUGAUAUACAGAAUGUUGUGCAAAAGCGCACAGCGCUUAUGCCAGGUCAAAUGGAUUUAAUAUCAAACCAGACAUCAAGCUAUCACCCACUCCCUAUAAUUAAUCAUCCUAACUUCACUGUUUGUCAGAAAUCAUUUUGUGGGGCGUUUUUUGACUGUUCAUCAAAUGCAUCUUCACCAGGUUGUGCUGCUUCAUCACCGGUUUGUCAUUCAGGUAUAUAUGGGAUUAUUGAGCCUCCACAAAGUAGUUCUAUCCCAACAGCACAGACACUUGCUUUGUCUGCACACCAUGUUUCUUACAACCCAGACACUGUCGUUCCUCAAGGUUUUGCCACUGAAGACAGGAUGCACGGAAAUUCAUCCGCACACAAACUUACUCAUAGUCACAGUGCUCAAGAUGCUGGAGGCUUCAUGUUUCAGUCAUUGUUUCCUUCUCCAGGUCAAGUGUUACAUCGAUAUGGUUCACACCUAACUCCAAAUCAUAUUCAAAUGCACCAAAUUUCUCCGCCAGGCAAUAUAUAUGGUCCGUUGGUUUCAGUUCCCGUACCUUACUUUUCCCUUGGAUCAACUAAUUCAAACUCUUUGUCACAUAACCCUCUAGUUUAUUCAACAAGAUCCGCGUCGAACUCAGCAUGUGUAAGCACAAAUAAUAAUCCUUCCAGUGCAAGUCCAUUAGUCAGUCGAAGACCUCGUCUCCCUAAUAGUAAUUCAUGUGCAUUUAGUGAAUUGUGGCAAUCGGGUCCUGUACCGAAUAUAUCUACACAAAGUUCUGCAUUACCACUAACUUCAAACAUCGGGAUAACACAAAAUCCACCAAACUGUGGUUUACGAGAGCGUGUUCCAUGUAACCAUGACACAUCUGCAUAUAAUGAGUCACAGUUUUACAUCACAGAAGAUAAGUGUUUCCUGCAGCCAGGUAGAGUUUGCCACCAUCAAGUGACCCCGAUCACUCAAAGCCCUAAAACAAAAGAUAUUGAUGAGUCUUUAUUAUCUUCAGACUCAAAUACUAGUCCUACUGGAGGAUGCAAAUUAGAAGUGGGUAACAAAAAAGGUGCCCCACUCCCACCACCAAUUCCUCCUCGGUCGAAUUUGCGAAAUCAAUUUGUUUCAACAACAAAUACACGUGUUAAUCCUGCAGAUCUCAUAAUCUCAGCAACUGCCGUCCACCCUGUAAUACCUUCACACACCUACAAAAAAGAAAUCGCGAGACCUCAAUCACUAAACACAACUGUAAAUCGACAGAAUUAUCGGACAACAAUUAAUUCAAACAAAAACGCAGCAAGCCCCGUAGCCACGAUAAGCUCUUCUCUUGUAUUGAGUCUCUCGGAGGAAUCAAAUAAAGUCAAUACUACAGAUUCUCGUUUUCAAACUUCAGAUGAUAACUUACAAUCAGUAUUAUGUACAGCAAAUGACAUAAACUCACCGUCAGAUACCCCUCCAAAACUACCUCCUCGUAUGGUGACAUCGAACAACUGCAAUUUCAUGAUAUCCAAAAAAUCUCUAGCCCCCGAAAAAGUUGAAAAAUUUAGCACACCACACAUGAAUACCCCUACAGAACAACAGCAACAAGAUGAAAUUGGAACAGAUGAUUUUUGUAGUCGAUCGGCUAGUCCCUUUGUAAAUCAACCAAUAAAAACUUAUUUCUCAAAUUCAAUGGAACCUGUUAUCCCUAUAAAACUUGAUAAUGAUGGUAAUACUGAAAGACCGACAUAUCCUUCAACGAAACUAUCAACACAAGGCCAAGAACCUGAAGUAACAAAAGAAUCUAUGGAUUCAUCCCAUGAACAGCAUACAUUUCGAAUAGUAAAACCAGUUAAUCCAGCUGUUUAUCGACGGUUUAUGGAACAAAGAAUGGCAGAUAUUGGUAGAAUACACCGCGAACGUAAGGAAAGACGUGAUCGUCUUGAAUCCGAAAUGUCCAAAGUUGGUUUAGAUGAAAAUGCUCGUGUUCAAAUGCGCUGUUUACUUCGCAAAAAGGAGUCUAAUCACAUGCGAAUGCAACGUGCUAAAAUGGACCAAUCAAUGUUUUACAGGAUAAAACAUUUAGGUGAGUAGUUAUUACAGAAAAGCAGCUGUUUGGAAGUUAAAUGAAAUUUUCUUUUCCCUUUAAAUUUACAUUUUAUGGUAAACAAAAAUUGUUAAAAUGGUUAAAAUAUGAAAAAUUUAGUGCAGUUUAAAAGAGAAACUUUUCAUUUAUUCGAACAUUAUUAUCGUAUACCUACAAAUAUACCAUUAAAUGCGAUCUUAAAUAAGUUUA
This is a messenger RNA of Schistosoma guineensis, 2454 nucleotides long. NCBI's taxonomy places the organism in Eukaryota, Metazoa, Platyhelminthes, Trematoda, Strigeidida, Schistosomatidae. The record is from the annotation of a GenBank genome assembly.